GGACUGGAAAAUUUCUUUCGAAUACUAGGCUUUGGGUUAAUCAUGAUUGUCGUUCCUCGACAGAUCCUGAUACAUAUUCUGCUGUGGGUUCGGUCAUAAGACUUCCUUAAUCCCCCUAAUGGCGGUGAGUCCCUCCAUCACAUCCUUCAGAUAUUUUCUUGGGCCGGUGCAGCAAGCGGGGCCAUAGAUUGGCAGAUGUCCCAGUUCCAAUCUGCUCGAUACUUAUCAAUCAGACUGGGGCGCAAAAUGACAGUGUUCUUUUUGGUAUCCUCCAAUCAUAUCUUCUAUUUCUGCCCUCGGUCAUUCGACCAUCGGCGUUGCGCAUCUUUCGAUCCAGUAAUUAUUCUCGCAGAAAUCGAUCACGAAGGGUAAAGCUAGGGUGGAUAGAUAUUGUGUAAGCUGAAUAGGGACAUCCUCAUGCGAAGGAUCGGUACCAACCACCACCUCGAAAGGGUGCUCAGCUCAGAUGAUGGUCGAUGAUGAGCUAGUCAGGGCUCGCAGUCUAGUCUGAUCUGGUUUCUCCUUAUAGGCUUAAAGAGGGUGAUAAGCUGUUCUCGAAUGUCGCUUUGUAGCCUUUUUUGUGGAUGGCUCUUUGGAAGCCCUCUAGAGAAGGCUUGUCGAUGAUGGCUGGUUUGUUCAGCCUGCAGCAGACGACUGCAAGUCUGCAAACCACAUCGACUGAACGAGCUCAACAAGUGGUAUCAAUGCUCAAAUAAUUCGCAUUUCCUCUCGACCUGAACCCAUUUUCUUCUCCUUUCUUUUCAUCUUCAUCUUCACUAAAACCAAAUGGCCGACCAGCCCGCACGGCCAACACACUCGACCCUUUUCGGUGGAGGAUCCGCUCCGCCAGCAAGCGGGCAGACAAUCCAGUCCGGUAGAGCCAGAAGUUUCGAGCAGGCCGAGAAGCACAUUCCCGGAGAGAGCGCGUCUGGCACAUCGCCAGCAAAUGAUCCUACUGAUGAGAAGGCCACUCAGAGGCUCAAGCAUUCAUCAGAUACAGUACCUCCUACAACACAUCUUCCAAAGGGAGAGGAGGAGAAGGCGCUGUUGAGAAAAAUUGAUAGACACAUGUUCCCUUGUUUGUGUCUCUUGUACAUGCUGAAUCAUUUGGAUCGAACAAGUAUUGCAAAUGCACGAGUUGGAGGGAUGGAAGUGGAUCUUAACUUGAGUUCGACGGACUACUCGACGAUUGUCCUGAUAUUUUUUGUUGGAUAUCUCUCGGCGGAGAUUCCUUCAAAUAUGCUCCUCUCUCAUAUGCGCCCCUCUCUGUUUUUACCUGGACUCACUUUCCUCUGGGGCAUUGUGGUGACGCUUAUCAGUCUGGUAAAAAAUAAAGAAAGUCUGAUCGUCGCGAGGCUAUUCUUAGGAUUUGUAGAAUCUGGCUUUUUCCCAGGAGUUCUCCUUGUUCUGUCAUCUUGGUACCGCAAAGCAGAGCUGGCAAAGCGUAUCGGUAUCCUAUACAGUGGUGGUAUCCUCUCGGGUGCAUUUGGUGGUUUGAUUUCCGGUGGGGUUAUCGAGGGAUUAGAGGGUGUUGGCGGGAUUCGAGGGUGGAGGUGGCUAUUUAUCAUUGAAGGACUCAUCACGGUUUCAGCAUCGGUGGUCGUCGUCUUCUUCUUACCUGAUUGGCCAUCCGAUACGAAGUGGCUCUCGGAAGAGGAGAAGAAAUUGGCGGUCUUGCGGCUGGAAAUCGACCAGGUCGAACAUGGUGCUUCUUCACCUGAUUCAACCAAGCUCAGUCAUCGGCAGGCCCUGGCGGCUGCUGGAAAGGAUUGGAGAACGUAUCUCUUCUGCUUUAUGUAUAUCAUGAUUCUCAGUUCUCAAACCAUUCUGUACUUCAUUCCUAGUAUUGUGGUCUCAUUAGGCUACCAGGGUCAAGAGGCCCAAUUCUUGACUAUCCCGCCAUACGUAGUCGCGUGCGCGUUCGCCCUUAGUGUCUCGUUCUCGGCGGAUCAUUUUAAAGAGCAGAUGUUUCAUGUGGCCCUCCCGAUCGGCUUUUCUGGACUACUCUAUGCACUCUGCCUUGCCAUCAGCGAGCCAAAAGCCCGAUAUGCACUAGUCUGCCUGGCUUUUGGCGGUACCUUCGGAGCGUUACCUGUCGCAUUGGCUUGGGUGUCCAGUGUCGCCGGUUCGCAGAAGCAGAAAAGAGCAAUCACUCUGGCCAUUGUCAACACAGUCGGCAACUCGUCUAACUUUUACGGAAGCUUCCUUUGGCCCAAAUCACAAGGUCCUGAGUUCGUGCUCGGAUUCGCAAUGGCUACUGCGUUCGGCUUCAGUUGUGCGCUUUCUGCUGUGCUUGCUAAAGUCCUCUUGUAUCGCUUUCCUCGCGAAGAACUAUUGGUUGAACCCGGAAAACCUUUGCCGGCCAAGGAUGAUUCACUAGCACUCAAAAACUCAGCUUGUAAUAUAUAG
Puccinia graminis f. sp. tritici CRL 75-36-700-3 is the source of this 2409-nucleotide messenger RNA. RefSeq lists its product as uncharacterized. The coding region runs from base 787 to 2409 and encodes 540 amino acids. Gene Ontology annotation, molecular function: transmembrane transporter activity. Lineage: Eukaryota; Fungi; Basidiomycota; Pucciniomycetes; Pucciniales; Pucciniaceae. Gene Ontology annotation, biological process: transmembrane transport. The transcript has 13 exons. The record is from RefSeq and is a predicted model, not a curated record. Gene Ontology annotation, cellular component: membrane.